GCGUUUUGCAUGAAGAUGGCGGCUCCCACCGCCAGCAAGGCAGCCUCCCUGGGCUGCAACAACAAGCCUGCCUUCCCGGAGCUGGAUUUCAGGUCUGGAGCUCGGGUGGAGGAACUGAACAAACUCAUCCAGGAAUUCACCAGGCACGACCAGCGAGAAUACGACGACCAGAGAGCGUUGGAGAUCCACACUGCCAAGGAUUUCAUCUUUUCCAUGCUGGGCAUGGUGCAAAAGCUAGAUCAGAAACUUCCGGUGGCUAACGAGUAUCUGUUGCUCUCCGGAGGAGUCCGAGAAGGUGUGGUGGACCUGGACCUAGAUGAGCUAAAUGUCUAUGCCCGGGGCACCGACUAUGACAUGGACUUCACUCUUCUGGUGCCCGCCCUGAAGCUGCAUGACCGCAAUCAGCCUGUGACAUUGGAUAUGCGCCACUCAGCCCUGUGCCACUCCUGGCUGAGCCUCCGGCUCUUUGAUGAGGGGACAAUCAGUAAGUGGAAGGAUUGCUGCACGAUAGCAGAUCACAUCAACGGUGCCACCAACUACUUCUUCUCUCCCACCAAAGUGGCGGACUGGUUCUACGACUCCAUCAGCAUCGUCCUGUCAGAGAUCCAGAAGAAACCCCAGAGAGGGAUGCCAAAGGUGGAAAAGGUAGAGAAAAACGGGACCAUCAUCUCCAUCAUUCUGGGCGUGGGGAGCAGCCGCAUGUUGUACGAUAUUGUCCCCGUGGUGUCCUUCAAAGGCUGGCCCGCCGUGGCCCAGAGCUGGCUCAUGGAGAACCACUUUUGGGAUGGGAAGAUCACUGAGGAAGAGGUCAUCAGUGGCUUUUACUUGGUGCCAGCCUGCUCCUACAAGGGCAAGAAGGACAAUGAGUGGCGACUGUCCUUUGCCAGGAGCGAGGUGCAGUUGAAAAAGUGCAUCUCGGGCAGCCUCAUGCAGGCCUACCAGGCCUGCAAAGCCAUCAUCAUCAAACUCCUGUCGAGGCCCAAGGCCAUCAGCCCCUAUCACCUGCGGAGCAUGAUGCUCUGGGCCUGCGACCGGCUCCCCGCCAGCUACUUGGCUCAAGAAGACUACGCGGCCCACUUUUUGCUGGGCCUCAUUGACGACCUGCAGCACUGUCUGGUCAACAAGAUGUGCCCUAAUUAUUUCAUCCCGCAGUGCAACAUGCUGGAGCACCUGUCGGAGGAGACGGUCAUGCUCCACGCCCGGAAGCUGUCCUCCGUUCGCUCCGACCCGGCAGAGCACCUGCGCACCGCCAUCGAGCACGUGAAGGCAGCCAACCGGCUGACGCUGAAGCUGCAGCGUCGAGGCAGCACCACCAGCAUCCCCUCCCCGCAGUCCGAUGGAGGGGACCCCAACCAGCCUGAUGACCGCCUGGCCAAAAAACUGCAGCAGCUAGUGACUGAGAAUCCAGGGAAGUCCAUCUCAGUCUUUAUUAACCCCGACGACGUCACGAGGCCCCAUUUCAGAAUCGACGAUAAAUUUUUCUGAGUGUUUUGUUGACUCCCCCACCCCCACCCCCCUCGGUUCUAAAAACUUCUGUACCGUGUAGCGUGGUUUGUGAUUCUGUCGUUCUGUUUUUACAUAUCCAGCUUACAUUGGAUUUGGUAAGAACACAUUUUAAGUUUCCUGGUUCUGCAGGAUGGUGCAGGCUCUGAAACAGUAUUAUUACUAUUUCAUAUUCUGCCUGACUUUGCUAUUUGUUUUCUAGUUAUUGUAUAUGUGUGUGUGUAUGUGUGUGUGUUCAAUGGUAUUCAUUUUUAAGGAGAACUUGAGCCAUAGAUGACACUGCCCAUGAAUCUGUCUCGCACUCAAUGUAGAUUUGUUGGUAUGUUUAGGGAAACACAUUUCAUUCUGACAUAUUUGAACAUACACUCCUUGGCUUUCGUUCUUUUUUUUUUUUUUUUUUACCUUGUUCUUCUGAGUGUUCACUGAGAAAGAUAGCUGAGAAUCCUAAGAACCUAGGGGCCCUGUAAAAGCUGGCUGCGUUUAUUUCUUUGCACCAGCAGUCAGAAAAAGUUUCCCCCUUUCCACCAGACAGAAACUUCAAGAGAGGAUGAUGCACACUAUUUCCGAGCAACCUCAUUGAAUGUAAUUGUCCUCGAAUCAGCAAACAUUGGGUGGCUUGGAGGGAGGGUUUGAUAGCUUUCCAAACAGAAUUAAGGUUUCCAAAUGUUAGUUUUAGUGUUUGUGAUUAUUUGAAGCCUUAUUUAAAUCCUAUUAAGGAGCACACCAUUCUAACUGUUAUUUGCACUAAUGAAGUCUUUGCCAUUGUCAUAGCUGCGAUGUGUGUUUCCAUAUACAUUAACAUCCUUUCUGGAAAAUGCCAUCGCUUUUCAUUUAGUUUUCUCAGUCAAUAGAGUCUGCAUUUGUCUAGUUCUCCUCUAAUUGUCGGUCUCAUUUUGCCCUCUUUGACAGUUCUGGUUCCUGCCUUACUGAGGGAGUCCUGAAAGCUUUAUACCUGUUCACUGACCGUCGUAAGCUAGGGGAGAUAAUACUUGAUAAAGUGGGUAUCUUUGUAUUUAUUUCCUUGGGGGUUCUAGAGAGUCUUCUUUUCCCCUUUCCUUUUAUAAAGUUUCCUUACCUUCUCCCGACAUCUUGAGGGAAACUGACUGGUAGAAUUAUCCCCAAAUUGAAGAUACCAUGCCUGUUCAAAGCAGGUUUCACUGUAGAGCAGGAACCAGGAAAUACCUAGGUGGCUGUAUUGGAAUAAAGGAAUCCUAUUUUCUGACUGAAACUAUUUCCCAGAUUUAGGUGCUGUGGGGCGUUAGCCCAUGUUUUGGGGUGAACUCAAGGUAAACUGUGGUGCUUGAGUCCUGGACGGGCCUGCUGAUCUAGAUGACACUGAUGAUAUCCACUAGUGGAAAAGACAAGCAACGUGUUGGUUUUGGGUUUGAAAGUCCAGACUCUUAGGUUGAGUUUUGGCCAAGUGGAAUCAGGCAUAUGUGGUCUUGGAGUUUUGCAUGGGAAUUAAUGUGAUGCUUAUAAAUCAUUCAACAAUCUCAAGUCAAACACAAAAAUAAAAAAACAUACUGGCCUUGGAA
Messenger RNA from Psammomys obesus (fat sand rat), 3038 nucleotides. RefSeq names its product Mab-21 domain containing 2 (gene Mb21d2). The coding region runs from base 10 to 1485 and encodes 491 amino acids. Lineage: Eukaryota; Metazoa; Chordata; Mammalia; Rodentia; Muridae. The transcript has 2 exons. The record is from RefSeq and is a predicted model, not a curated record.